Molecule: messenger RNA, 2538 nt
Organism: Radiomyces spectabilis
Lineage: Eukaryota; Fungi; Mucoromycota; Mucoromycetes; Mucorales; Radiomycetaceae
Exons: 2
Coding region: 1-2538 (845 amino acids)
Source: RefSeq, a predicted model, not a curated record
AUGUAUUACUACGACAAUCCAAGCAGCAGUUACCACAACGACAGGACCAAUCUCAACACCGACAAUGAAAACGACAACAAUAACAGCGAUCAUGCGCAACCUCUCUUCAGCCAACCAUUUGAGCCAUCUCACCACUUGCAAACGGCCGUAGACAACGACUUGUCUUAUCUUUCUCUUGGCAAUAUGGGAUCGCACAGUUACGACCCUUCUUAUUUGAAUGAGAUGUUGUUUCCAGGGUCGGGGGUGGAUUCUCACAUGUACUUGAACAAGGAAUGGGACGAUAUGUAUAUAGGGCAGGACUUUAUGACCCACGAAGCACUACCAGACUCGCAACAGCAACAAGGCUACGGCGACAACCCUGCUUUGUUUAUGCCAUUGACUUCUAACGAAGGAGAACAACAUCCACCAUCCCAAACCUCUCAGGAAAAGUCGAAUUUGUUUUUAUCACUUGCCGAACAGGAACAACAAGCUAUUUUAUUAUCCGAUCCUAACUUUUUACGGCAACACCAACUUUUGCAAGAUAAACAGAAGGCUAUGCAAAAAUUGGAAGCGGAAGAACAGGGGUCGAUCACCACAUCCACUCGAUCCAACUUAUCUGCCAUGUUCGACCCACCGCCGGAAACCGAAGUUCGUGAAGAGCCACCAGGGGACGCUGCACUGCGAGAAACGCAGUUCACGGACCGCACUUCCAGCCAAGCGCAGCAGUCCGAAACGCCGACAUCCAAGCCUGCGAACAGACUGGGAGGGAAAUCGCAGGCCAGAAAAGACUUGACUAAACGUAGUCAGACCAAUCGUAAAUCCACCAACCCUAUUCCAAUCAGCGGUACUCCUUCCUCCAGCGGCAAACCAUCCUCGUCCUCUUCUGUUCCCACCGAAGUCGACCAUCAACGCCGCUUCAACGAGUUGCAGGCAAGAUUUCGCAUCAACUAUGCACGCAAAUCCAGUCCCAAUCAGAAAAAUGCCGCAUCUUCCUCUACAAGCUCGUCCUCCUUUUCCGGUACACCUAGCAGCUUAGGCCGGAUCCAGACACAACCUCAACAUACCACGGCAUCCUCGGCUUCGCGCUAUACAUUCUCCACAAACGAAUAUCAUUCUUCUACUCCCACAUCCACCGUAGCAGAUCCUCAGCAGCAGCGGCAGCAGCAGCAGCAGCAACAACCACUGGGAUCCGAUCAGGGUCGACCUUUAUCUUCCAUUUCCAUUCAAGAUCCUCCUGUAUCCUAUGAUGGUAUUCCCAACCAAGGGGUAGCCAUUCCUGGCAAUAAUCGUGAUAACGCGUCUUCAUUGUCCUCUUCUUUUGGUGCUCAACCAUCCUCAUUUCCUUCACGUACCAUGCCUAUUCAGAUUCAGCGCAUGCAACGAGCGAACGCAUCCCAACCUUUCGAUGCCGAACAACAUCAACGUCGUCUAGAUGAUCAGCUGGUCAAAGUCGAUUUUGAUGAUAUUACCGUCACAGAGCUCAAAGAGAUGUUAAGGCAGCGAGGUAAGCCGGCCACUGGGAAAAAAGCGAUCCUAUUGCAGCGAUUGCAGGAGGAGCGUGAGCUGAUCAAGGCCAUGCGUGAUGGCCGCCAAAAUCGUCAUUCGCAACCUCCACCGGCAUCUGCGCGAUCGCAGGAAACAAGUCGACCUCGAUCAUUCCAAGGCUCUUCGCCAAUGACGGUGAAUGUUGGAUCACCCCAAUCGCCAAUGAUAGGCAGCCCUUCUUCUGUGUCCAACUUUAUUCCCGGAUCCCCCAGCGCUGCACUCAACCGAUCCAUGGCCAAUAUUCACAUUGGCUCACCACCCAUGUCGGCUUCUCAUCCCCGUCGAUACUCACCCUAUGCUACCCCCAGCUCACCGCGCUUGGGAUCUUCAUCACCGAAAUUACAGGCUCAGCAAUCCGUUUACUCAUCGUCUCUACCUACCAACGAUAUUGCGUCUUCCCCCAAUUAUCAGCAUCCCUCCUUGUCAUCUUCUUUUUCAUCACGCAUACGUCCCUCUUAUUAUCACCAUGGCUGGGGAACGAAUUAUGGACCCAACGGCCGACCUAAAACGUAUGCACCUUUUACAUCGUCGGCCUUGGCCACGCCUGAUCGGGAUGAUGACCACGACCCAUUUGAUGAUAUCGAAUACCAUAAUGGACAGACAGAUAUCAUCGAGAGCGAACCAUCUUAUAAGGCUGAAGAUUCAUCAAUAUCCGGUUCCGUGAAAAUGGAAGGCUUAGAGUGGAUGGAUUCUUCCAUUCAAUCAUUGCUGCAACAACAAGGUUUGGCGAUGCCUGCAAAUGAUGAGAAUGCAGACAAUCUUCUGUUUCCCGAAGGAUUGACUCAAGAGCAGUUCAUGGCUUUGAUCGGCAACCAAUGCGUUCCUAGCGAUCACAAUGACACUGCGGGUCUGUUUAAGGCUGAGGAUCUGCAUCGUUAUUCUGAUAUCGAUUACAAUACUUUAUUCGGCAACGAGAACAACCAUCUGUCACAAGCUUAUUCGUCAAGUUAUAGACAAGAGAAUGGAGGAGGUGGUGACACCACGGAUGGCAUACACAGUGGUCAUAAUUGGUAG